Molecule: messenger RNA, 213 nt
Organism: Odobenus rosmarus divergens (Pacific walrus)
Lineage: Eukaryota; Metazoa; Chordata; Mammalia; Carnivora; Odobenidae
Product: neuronal regeneration-related protein-like
Exons: 2
Coding region: 1-213 (70 amino acids)
Source: RefSeq, a predicted model, not a curated record
AUGUCCUAUUAUAAAGACCUUUCACUAUACGUCAGUCAAGAACCAUUUCCAAAUAAGGAAAUGGAGGGAAAGCUUCCUAAGGGAAGACUUCCUGACCCCAAGGAAGUGAACCUCAAGCAGGGUGAUGAGACUGAGGCUGCCUGCCUGACUCCAGUUGGUAGCAAUGAACUCCACUCCCCAGGCAUCGGUCACCUCUACUCUUUUCAACUGUAA